This is a messenger RNA of Notolabrus celidotus (New Zealand spotty), 671 nucleotides long. It is a transcript of the gene slirp, whose product is annotated as SRA stem-loop interacting RNA binding protein. Gene Ontology annotation, molecular function: poly(U) RNA binding; mRNA 3'-UTR binding; poly(G) binding. The transcript is spliced from 4 exons. Bases 69 to 371 code for a protein of 100 amino acids. The record is from RefSeq and is a predicted model, not a curated record. Gene Ontology annotation, biological process: positive regulation of mRNA splicing, via spliceosome; spermatogenesis. NCBI's taxonomy places the organism in Eukaryota, Metazoa, Chordata, Actinopteri, Labriformes, Labridae.
GAGGAGGAGGAGAAGAAGCGUCACGUGACUUUACAUCAUAGGUCAAAGUUGAAUACUGUAAUUGAAACAUGGCGGCGUCUACGAGGAAAGUGUUCGAGGUCUUCGUGUCUAAAGUCCCAUGGACAGUAGCCAACAAGGAGAUGAAGGAGUACUUUGGACAGUUUGGUCUGGUGAAAAAGUGUCUGCUUCCAUUUGACAAGGAAACAGGCUUCCACAGAGGUUUCUGCUGGAUUGGCUUCUCAUCAGAGGAAGGAUUAAAUAACGCGCUGCAGAAAGACCCGCAUGUGCUGGAGGGAGCCAAGCUCCAGGUCCAGAGGAACAGACGUCCGUUUACAGACACGAAGACAAACAAAGAAAGUGAACUUGAGUGAAGGACUUCGAGAAAACAAAGAUGUGUCAUUUAAAUUCUAUUAGUCUGCUUAACGUGUCAUUUUCCAGUUCUGCUUUGGCCACGAGGAACAUUUUGACGGCUUGGGCUUUGGAUUUCCAUUCUGAAUUCUGCGUUUUUGUCAGUGUGUUGAUGGGGUGGCCUUUACGAACCUAAAGUCUUUAUUUAUUGUCAGUGAUAGUUCUGUACUUCACUAAUCAUCCUGUCUCAAACUGUAAACAGAACAAAGCAAGUUUAUCAAACACCAUUCCAUGUCUGGCAAUAAAAACUUUGUUUACCUCGA